This is a messenger RNA of Drosophila willistoni, 1099 nucleotides long. RefSeq lists its product as uncharacterized. The record is from RefSeq and is a predicted model, not a curated record. The coding region runs from base 414 to 995 and encodes 193 amino acids. Lineage: Eukaryota; Metazoa; Arthropoda; Insecta; Diptera; Drosophilidae. The transcript has 2 exons.
AGCAACAUUACCUCGCCUCCAAAGGAGAAAGAACCAGAAUUGCUGCUGUUCCCAUCGAGAACAAGCCUGGUGGCUCCAAAUUUUGAAAAACCGAAGCCGCUUGCUGCAGGAACUAAUUUAAAUGGAAAGACGACAAAUUCAACAAAUGUUUUACGAAAACGCGACUUAUAAUCAGGCUUUCAAUCAAGUAAAGUCCUUUAAUGAUAAUGAGAAUGAGAAAAUGAAUGAGAAUAUUUCUUUAAUACUGAGUCAAAUUUUUGAUUCUGGGCAAGAAAUUAAAAGAGAAAUUCUGCACAGAAGCGAGGACAACAGUAGUUGUUUACAUGUCGACUAUAAACCCAAUUCGGAUAAUCAAGGAGAACCAGAAAUUUGUUUUAAUUUUACAUUUGAUAAUCUGAAUAAUGAAAUAGUCGAUGCCAACAGUACAUAACAAUAUUAAUGGCAUUGUGAAUAUAAAUGAUGUGAAUGUUUCCAUAAAUAUUGAUUUUUCGAAUCUUGUACUGAAUACGCAAACAAAUGAUGAAGUGGUGAAAGGUAAAAAAUUUGAUAUACCAUCCGAUCUUGAUUUAGAUGCUCGUCUACAAGCUGAAUUGGACUCAUUGCUACCGUCGAUGACAUCUGAGGAAUCCGAAAUAGAUGCUCGCCUACAGGCCGAACUUGACUCUUUGCCCUUCAUCGAGGUGGAUAAUACAGAUCCACCUCCCCUUGGUUCAGAUCCACAAAAUUGUGCACAAAUCUCAUAUGCGGCAGUGGAAAAUGAAGUGCCAGUGGAUGAAAUGCAAGUACCCCAUAAUGACGCUGAUUUGGAUAAUCCAAUAUUUGUUCCCUUAGUGGGUGCUCCGAACACAGAUUUUCUACAACCGAUGCGAACUUUCGGGUAUUUCCGAAACGGUCACGGUGAAGAUAUUCCCGUGUCUUUUGUUCUUGGACCAGAUGGUUUGGUGACCAAUGUUUCAAUAAUUAACAUUGUUCCAAGCGACUUGUUCAGUCCAUAACGAAGAAAUCAGAUAACAGAUUCACUUGUCUAUUGGGUAAUGUUAGGGGAUGAUAAAAACUUUCGAUAAUAAUUUUGCGAUAAUAUUAUGGAAUCACAGUUUUU